Messenger RNA from Cuscuta epithymum, 1830 nucleotides. The record is from the annotation of a GenBank genome assembly. NCBI's taxonomy places the organism in Eukaryota, Viridiplantae, Streptophyta, Magnoliopsida, Solanales, Convolvulaceae.
CAGUAUGCUGAUCUUACUUCAUCUUUUACAUUUCUGCUCCUCCUCCUCACUGCUCUUCUAGUCUCUUCCCCCAUCACUCUCCUCAGUCCUCCCCUUCUCUCACAUUAAAAACGACGACCCCUGCAAUCUUCGACCCCCACUAAUAGAAGAGUAUCUGCUCGGUUUCAAUCUCCUCUCACUACCCCCACCUCCCCAAGGCCGUUCAGUGUCAGAUUCGUCUGAAAAACCACUCUAAUCUUGAUUGUGUAGUGUACAGCUCUAACUCAGAAGGUAAAGGUACCUAUGAAGAGUUCAGUAUAAUCAAUGGAAUGGCACCCUAGUGUGACACUGCAUAAACAGUAAACACACCCUUCAAUAUACCCAAGGUCUUGUUUGGAAAAGUGGAAAAUUUUCUUAAAAUCCAGUCACCCUUUACUUAUUUAUGGCUAGUAGUUCAAAAGGAGGGGGAUUUCUCCAGUCUGAUCAACCAAGCCUUCUUCCUCCAUGGCUGUCUAAUCCAAGCACCCCAUCUGUUCUUAGACCCACAGCCCCAUCUGUUGCCUUAAGUCUUUCCCCAUCCACACUACCGCAACCCUCUCCUGCAAUCCCAUGGCUUCAGUCCGACAGAGGGCCCUCCGGUUUUCCAGCUCAUCAUGGAGAUAACAACCCAUUAGUUGCUGAACUUAUGGAGUGCUGUAGAAAUGUGGAAGAAGGGCAUCGCGUUUGGACCGCGCAUAAGAAAGAAGCAGCUUGGAGAUUGAGACGGGUGGAAUUGCAGCUGGAGUCUGAGAAGGCGUCGAAGAUCAGAGAGAAACGGGAGGAAAUUGAUUUGAAGAUAAAAGCUUUGAUGGAAGAACAGAGGAUUGCCCUGGACAGGAUUGAGGGUGAGUAUAAGGAACAGCUGGCGGUGCUGAGGAGGGAUGCUGAAGCUAAGGAGCAAAAGUUGACAGAGCAAUGGGCUUCCAAACACAUUCGGCUCACCAAGUUUCUUGAGCAGAUGAGUUGCCCACCGCCAAGGGAGGCUAGCGGCCAGUAGAUUCAGUUAUUCAUUCCCGGUGUACGGAUUCUUAAGAAUGGCUUUGGUUAGUGCAUGCAUCAAGCAUGAUGCUUUUCUUACUGCUGAAAUUUGUUUUCCACGCUUUUCAUCUCAGAAAAUUUAGCAGACAGUUAUUUAAGCCAUAUAAUCAUAAUUACCGAGCAGGAUCUUAAGCUAUUUAAAACAAGACAUAAAUGGAAGAUGCAUCCACCGUUUAAUAGACCGCCCAGCUAAAGAUUUGCAUCAAAACCAUAUCAAACUUAAACAAUACUCCAAAAUAAAAUGCAUUUAAUACAAGAUCUUACCAAAGUAGAUGAAAACUAAAUUGUAAGGAGUAAAAUAGGAGAGUGGGAUCCAUAAUUUGAGGGAGGGUAACAGAGUUAUGUUCCCAAUGAGCCAACACAAAUGAUGUGAGAGGUGAAGAGUAGGGAACCAUUCACAGAGAGGUGGGGGCAGGGAUAUAUUUUCAUAUCCUGUUGCAUGCAUGCAUGCAUUAGUAGUAGUAGUAGUAUCUGUUUGGCAGACUUUUUAACUUCAUCUUCCUUGUUUUGUAUUUUCAACAAUAUAUUGAACUUUUCUUUAAUACUUUCUUCCAUCCAACCACUCUAUUCUGUGAUCUUUCUUAACAGUUAUAGCAUGCAUUGCACCUGCGCCUACGUACUGCUUUCUGUGCUCUUCACCAUUGUACACACUGAUCUGAUCUGUUCAAAUGAAAUGAAAGGACAAUGAUUUCUCAUUAAUUUACCACCCCCACAUUCACAGUUUUUUCUUUAUUUUUAUUUUGUAGACUGAUUUUUCUUUUUUCAGACUGUGGG